GCGCCGCAAUCACAGCUGGGCGGACGUCGGGGGUGGCUGGUCUGAGGCUGCGCACCGCCAGGGGUUCCCACGGUCCUCCCCAGCUGCAGGCACCGCCGCCGUCGCGGUCAUCCGCCGCAGAUUUCUGCACUUGAACUCCAAGGUGCAGAAUGAUUUGGAAAGUAGCCACAUUACUCAGUUUGGUCCUGGGAACUGCUGCCAUUCUUGUGGACGAUCCUGAGGAUGGAGGCAAGCACUGGGUGGUGAUCGUCGCGGGUUCAAAUGGCUGGUUUAAUUACAGGCACCAGGCAGAUGCAUGCCAUGCCUACCAGAUCAUUCACCGAAAUGGGAUUCCUGACGAGCAGAUCGUUGUGAUGAUGUACGAUGACAUUGCCAACUCUACAGACAAUCCCACUCCAGGUAUUGUGAUCAACCGGCCCAAUGGCACAGAUGUAUAUAAGGGUGUCCCGAAGGACUAUACCAGAGAGGAUGUUAACCCACAAAAUUUCCUUGCUGUGUUGAGAGGUGAUGCAGAAGCAGUGAAGGGCAAAGGAUCUGGAAAAGUCCUGAAGAGCGGCCCCAAGGAUCAUGUGUUCGUUUAUUUCACUGAUCACGGAUCUACUGGAAUACUGGUUUUUCCUAACGAUGAUCUUCAUGUGAGUGACCUGAAUAAAACCAUCCAUUACAUGUACAAACACAGAAUGUAUCAAAAGAUGGUAUUCUACAUUGAAGCCUGUGAGUCCGGGUCCAUGAUGAACCACCUGCCCGAUAACAUCAACGUUUAUGCAACGACUGCUGCCAACCCCUCUGAGUCAUCCUACGCCUGCUACUAUGAUGAGGAGAGGAACACGUACCUGGGAGACUGGUACAGCGUCAACUGGAUGGAGGACUCGGACGUGGAGGAUCUGACUAAAGAGACGCUCCACAAACAGUACCAUCUGGUCAAAUCCCACACCAACACCAGCCACGUCAUGCAAUAUGGAAACAAAUCAAUCUCUGCCAUGAAAGUGAUGCAGUUUCAGGGUAUGAAGCACAGAGCCAGUUCUCCCAUCUCUCUGCCUCCAGUCACACACCUGGACCUCACUCCCAGCCCUGAGGUGCCCCUCGCGAUCAUGAAGAGGAAAUUGAUGAGCACCAAUGAUCUGCAGGAGUCCAGGCAGCUUGCUGAGAAGAUCCAGUGGCAUCUGAACGCUCGGCAGAUCAUCGAGAAGGCGGUGCACAAGAUCGUGGCCAUGCUGGCGGUGUCCGAGGCCGAGAUGGAGAGCCUCCUGUCCGGCAGAGCCGUGCUCACCCAGCUCAGCUGCUACGAGGCGGCCGUGGUGCACUUCCGCUCGCACUGCUUCAACUGGCACUCUUCCACGUAUGAGUAUGCUUUGAGAUAUUUGUAUGUGCUGGCCAACCUUUGUGAAAAACCUUAUCGAAUUGACAGCAUAAAAUUGUCCAUGGACAAGGUGUGCCUUCUUCACUACUGAAAAGCUGCCUUCUGCAGGCUUUUCCAGUGUGGACACCAGCCCUUAGGACGUGUCCUAAUCAGCGCCUGAGAGGCGAGUGAGCAGGAAGUUAGCCUGGCUGCUGCUGCUAGGCCCUUAGGGGCCUCACUGCAGGCUUUUUCUUCUCAAGAUGACUUGCUCGCAAUUGCCUACAUCCCCAGGCUUCUACAGGACUUGCAGGAGGCUCUGGAAAAGCUUACAUGUGUGAAGCUCCAAAAAAACUGAAUUUGGGUGGGUAAAGCUCUGUGUUGAAAAGGUAUAUUUGCUUUUAAAGAGGUUUUUUUGCCCAUUCGUUUUAAAAGAAAAGAAGUUCAUGGGAGCCAGUGACAGAGUGUUUAUUCUGAGAAAUUUGAAGCUGAAGUCUCCUUAAGUCUUCAAAAUGAUUUUAUUGAAGAGGACCCUAAGCCUCAAAUGGAAAACUAUUUUUAGAAAAUAUUAUAAUUUUUGAUUGCUUUUGUAUUUUAUCAUGUAAUAAUGUUCAAGUCUUAAAACAUAAAGAAUUAUAACUGAACCUGAGCAUUAA
This is a messenger RNA of Cynocephalus volans (Philippine flying lemur), 1992 nucleotides long. It is a transcript of the gene LGMN, whose product is annotated as legumain. The transcript has 14 exons. The coding region runs from base 150 to 1451 and encodes 433 amino acids. Lineage: Eukaryota; Metazoa; Chordata; Mammalia; Dermoptera; Cynocephalidae. Gene Ontology annotation, biological process: vacuolar protein processing. The record is from RefSeq and is a predicted model, not a curated record. Gene Ontology annotation, molecular function: cysteine-type endopeptidase activity.